AGAUCUCAGACACCGACGGCAGCUGGUAGCCAGGCAGAUUGGGUGGCACUCCGCAGGGACAGCUAACAGCGCAACCCGAGUGAGCUUGAAGACCGUUCUUAGUGACUGGCUUUCCUAGUCCUGCUCCACGCAAACAGCAGAGGCAUGAAUUACUCACGGUUCCUCACUGCAACGAGCCUGGCCAGAAAGCCAAACCCCAUCAGAUCUACAGUGGAGAUAAUGAGUCGAGCACCCAAAUCCCUCAUUUCCCUGGCUCCUGGAUCUCCAAACCCAAAAAUGUUCCCCUUUAAGUCCGCUGCCUUCACUGUGGAAAACGGGGGCACCAUCCAGUUUGAAGGAGAGGUGAUCGAAAGGGCCCUCCAAUACUCUCCAAGCUAUGGAAUUCCAGAACUUCUGUCCUGGCUAAAACAGUUGCAAAUAAAAUUGCAUAAUCCCCCCACUGUCCACUACCCACCCAAUCAAGGACAGAUGGAUCUCUGCAUCACAUCCGGCUGCCAAGACGGUCUUUGUAAGGCAUUUGAAAUGCUCAUCAAUCCUGGAGACACUAUCCUCAUCAAUGAACCACUGUUUUCAGGAACACUUUUUGCUAUGAAACCACUAGGCGGCAACAUUAUUAAUGUCCCCAGUGAUGAGCAUGGGAUUAUUCCAGAGGGUCUCAAAAAAAUACUUUCCCAGUGGAAACCGGAAGAUUCCAAGGACCCCACAAAAAAGUCUCCAAAAUUUCUGUAUACUGUCCCAAAUGGCAACAACCCUACAGGCAACUCGUUGACAGGUGACCGCAAGAAGGAAAUCUAUGAGCUGGCGAGAAAAUACGAUUUCCUCAUCAUAGAAGAUGAUCCUUACUAUUUCCUUCAGUUCAGCAAGCCUUGGGAGCCAACCUUUCUCUCCAUGGAUGUUGAUGGGAGAGUGAUCAGAGCUGACAGCUUUUCAAAAAUCCUCUCCUCAGGGUUGAGAGUAGGGUUUAUGACUGGUCCCAAGACCUUGAUAGAGAGGAUUGUUCUCCACACACAAGUCUCAUCACUACAUCCCUGUACACUCUCACAGCUCAUGAUAUCACAGCUUCUAUGCCAAUGGGGACAAGAAGGUUUCCUGGCUCAUGUUGACAGAACUAUUGAUUUCUACAAGAAGCAGAGAGAUUUGAUAUUGGCAGCUGCAGACAAGUGGUUACGUGGUUUGGCAGAGUGGCAUGUUCCCAAAGCUGGCAUGUUUCUAUGGAUUAAAGUUAAGGGAAUCUCCGAUACAAAAGAACUGAUUGAAGAAAAGGCUAUUAAAAGAGAGGUCUUACUUGUUCCUGGAAAUGGUUUCUACAUCGAUUCUUCAGCCCCUACCUCCUUCUUCAGAGCAUCCUUCUCUCUGGCUUCUCCAGCACAGAUGGAUACAGCCUUCCAGAGAUUGGCUCAACUCAUAAAAGAAUCUUUAUGAAGAAAUCAAACUCAGCAUAAUUUUUAAAUAAAUUACUUCUGUACUUUAUUGAAGAAAUGGUUGUUGCUGUUUGGCUGACAGGAUGGAUCCAGUUUCUGAAACAUCUGCUGAAAUUUCACCAAGUAAUUUUAAAGUCCCUUUAAGUCUAUCAUAUUGCCAAAAUAGCUUUCUGAUCUACUUUUGCCCUUUGAUUAAUUUUCAACUCAUAAAACAUUGAAUUUUAUUGUAAAGCUGCUUUAUGAUGUCCAAUAAAUUUUUCUUGAAACUA
Messenger RNA from Grammomys surdaster, 1690 nucleotides. It is a transcript of the gene Aadat, whose product is annotated as aminoadipate aminotransferase. The transcript is spliced from 13 exons. Gene Ontology annotation, biological process: biosynthetic process. Lineage: Eukaryota; Metazoa; Chordata; Mammalia; Rodentia; Muridae. Gene Ontology annotation, molecular function: pyridoxal phosphate binding; L-kynurenine:2-oxoglutarate transaminase activity. Bases 145 to 1422 code for a protein of 425 amino acids. The record is from RefSeq and is a predicted model, not a curated record.